Molecule: messenger RNA, 2118 nt
Organism: Eimeria maxima
Lineage: Eukaryota; Apicomplexa; Conoidasida; Eucoccidiorida; Eimeriidae
Product: adenylate and guanylate cyclase catalytic domain-containing protein, putative
Exons: 5
Coding region: 1-2118 (705 amino acids)
Biological process (GO): positive regulation of DNA-templated transcription
Cellular component (GO): SWI/SNF complex
Source: RefSeq, a predicted model, not a curated record
AUGUGGGGUACUGGAGGAGACACUGCUGCUGUCUCUGGUACAGAGGGAGGAUUAGGUAGAGGUGUCUCCUUUUCUACUGAGCGUCAGCAUGGACAGGAGACACCUGGUGGUAUAAAUUCAACACCAUCAACUCCUCGUUGGUCCUCAGCAGGAACAGCAACAGGAGCAGCAGCAGGAGCAGCAGCAGCAGCAGCAGGUACAGCAGCAGGAGGAGCAGGAACACCAUCAUCAUCAGCAACACCAAUAUCAUCAGCAACACCAACUGCAACAACACCAACAGCAGCAGCAGCAGCAGCAGCAGCAGCAGCAUUAACUUCCCAUUCCCCUGUAUCGGGAUCGUUAUCUCCUGUAGGGGGAUCGUCGUCUCCCCGAUCCCCAUCUGUGCAUUCCCUUGAGCGUCCCCCUUCUCGUGGUCUAAGGAGUUACUCAACACUGUCCUCCUCUGCAGGAGGAGACAGCAGCACAGGAGGAGACAGCAGCAAUAUAGGCAUGACUACUAAACAAUUAACAAGAGCUUAUGCUAGACAAGAAAGUGUCUCUCGUGUCUUAGCCUUUGCUCGUGAUGGUCUGCAGACAGCAGUAAGGGAGACAGCAGACCUAAAGAGACAGGAGAUAGCUCGUCGUGUGCAUGCACAGCUGCUACGUGAGCAGCUGCAGCAGCAGCAGCAGCAACAGCAACAACAGCAGCAACAGCAGCAACAACAACAGCAACAGCAGCAACAGCAACAGCAGCAACAUUUAUAUACUGCAUCUAGUUCUGUAUGGUCAUCACAAGAAGAAUUAGGUGGUGGUGGUGGUGAGCCAUCCUUAACAACACAAGGAUCAGGUGUACAUAGGGCUGGUGGUGUAUGGCGAGUAGCGAAUGAUUUCUUCCUCCAUGUUGGAUCAGAGGCGCAUGCAAAAUUAGCGGGGCUGUUAAAGGCAAUAGGAACUAAUGGGAAAGAGGAAGAAAAUGUUGCUGAUGUUGGUGCAGAGGAUGAGGAUAACUUUGCUUGUGUAUUUGCAUUAAGUAAUAGUUGGUCAACAGGGACAACAACAAGACAGGCAGGAGACAGUAAUAUAUCUAUGGGUACAAUAUCUACAGCAGCAGCAGCAGGAGGAGGAGGAGGAGGAGUAGGAGUAGGAGUAGGAGUAGGAGUAGGAGGAGGAAUAACAGCAGCAACAGCAGCAACAGCAGCAACAGGAAUAGGUGGUGGUAUAAAUAGUAUAGGAGGUAUAGGUAAUAAUAAUAAUGGUAGUAUAACAGGUGUCUCCUCUGUACUGUCUCCUGGUGUUGCCCUACAAACAUCUGCAUUAGGACAAGAUAUGCUAACAUAUAUAAGAGGAGGAAGGACAGUACGUAUGCCAACUAAUGUGUCUCUUGAUUCCCCUGUCUCCUUUCUAAGCCCUAAGGCAGCAGCAGCAGCACCAUAUACUUAUCAUGCACCAACAACAACAGCAGCAGCAGCAGGAGGGGGAGGAGGAGGAGGAGCAACAUGUGCAGCAGGUGCAUGCAAUAAUAAUAAUCAUAUAGAUACUAACAACAACCCCACCAAUAACAACACUUCUCCUCCCUCUAUUGAGGAGACAAUGCCUUUUACAUGGAGACGUUUAUCUGAUGAUGAUUAUAGUAUAGAUAUAGUAAAUAAUACAGCAGGAGGUGCUGCUGCUGCUGCUGCUGCUGCUGCACGUGCUGCAGCAAGAAGAGAAGCAGCAGCAAGAGCAGCAGGAAGAUCAUCAGGAACAGGAGGAAUAAUAAAUAAUAGAUCCAUCAUAGGUACAGAUAGUAUAGGAGGAGGAGACAGUUUAUUAGCAGGAUUAUCUACAGAUACAUUAGGAGACAAUAAUACAUCAAUAGGAGGAGGAGAAGGAGACAAAAAAGAGGAAGAAGAAGAAGAAGAAGAAGAAGAAGAAGGAGGAGGAGGAGGAGUAACAAUAACAGUAGAUGUACCUGGACAACAAGGUGCAUCCUUCUGGCUAGUUGCAGAUAGUGUAGAAUUAUUUUUUUAUGUUGUUAUUCUUCAUCAUAAUACGGGCCUACUUUUUCAGAAUUGUAUUCUUGUAGAUGUACUUCUUCUUAGUACAUGUCUAACAUUUAUUCUUACAGGGGCUGUAUCUACAUCUAAUACAAUUGGGUAA